UCAGCAACUUAUAGUGCGGGACUGCGGGUAGCAUUCUGACACUGGGGGGAACUGACUUGGUAUCACUGACAUCCCCAGUGACACCAAUAUAGUGAUCAGUGCUAAUAAAAAAAGCACUGACACUGUACUAAUGGCACUGGGCAUGAAGGGGUUAAUAUCUGGGGCGAUCAAAGGGUUGUGUUCUGUUUCACUUUGGGGGCUGGUGUGUGUGCUUCUUCACUGUAAGCACACUGCUUUGUAUGGCUCUGCUAUGCAGUGUGCAGGAGUGUGCAGGAGCUGACAGGGGAGAGAUCUGUAUUGUUUAAUAUACACUGUCUCUCCCCCGUCGGAGAUACUCGGCGAUCACCAGUUGCCAGCAAGUAAUCA
Molecule: messenger RNA, 366 nt
Organism: Staurois parvus
Lineage: Eukaryota; Metazoa; Chordata; Amphibia; Anura; Ranidae
Source: the annotation of a GenBank genome assembly